Candidula unifasciata is the source of this 279-nucleotide messenger RNA. Lineage: Eukaryota; Metazoa; Mollusca; Gastropoda; Stylommatophora; Geomitridae. The record is from the annotation of a GenBank genome assembly.
AUUUCCUGGAACAUGCUUUUCCUUCUUACCAUCUUCCUGGCGGUGACCCAUGUUACCUGGGCCAGAUCCCCCACAAGUUUAGAGUGCAACCCCAGCCAAGUAAAGAUGUCAUGCCUCAUGGGCUGCUUCGGGUGCUUCGAAGCCUUUGGCGUGGAGAUGUACGAUAUGGCGGCUUGCUGUCGCGACUGCCGUAUAACUAAUGCUGACUUCAUUGACGAUGGACCUUCCAGAUGCUCUCGUGAUUACAUUAGGAGCAGCUGGCUCAAGCGUUUUGGCUGA